Molecule: messenger RNA, 3760 nt
Organism: Pipistrellus kuhlii (Kuhl's pipistrelle)
Lineage: Eukaryota; Metazoa; Chordata; Mammalia; Chiroptera; Vespertilionidae
Product: zinc finger protein 345-like
Exons: 3
Coding region: 153-2270 (705 amino acids)
Biological process (GO): regulation of transcription by RNA polymerase II
Molecular function (GO): DNA-binding transcription factor activity; RNA polymerase II cis-regulatory region sequence-specific DNA binding
Source: RefSeq, a predicted model, not a curated record
UCUCAGCCUAUGGCGGGAGCCUCCCGUGGUGCUCAGCGCUCACACGUGGGGUUGGAGCUCGGAGUCACCGCUCGGACCCCCGCCAGGGCCGGGGCAGGCCCCGCCAUUCCUGCCGCGGCUUCUGCACCGGCCUCGCUGGCACUACGAGCGCGAUGGCGGAGCCGGUGGUGCCGAGUCGCGGGGCUGAGGUUGGCGUGACCUUUGAGGACAUUGCCCUGUACUUCUCCAGGAAAGAAUGGCGCCUCCUUGAUGAGGGUCAGAGACAGCUGUACCUGAAUGUGAUGUGGGAGAACUUUGAACUUGUAUCUUCCCUGGGUUGCUGCUGUGGAGCAGAGAAUGUGGAGGCACCAAGAAAACAGAAGGUUUCAGUAAGAGAAUUACAGGGAAGGAAUUCCAAGGUAGCCUUGUCUUCUCAGAAGAGACAUCCCUGUGAGAGUUGUGGGCUCACCUUGGGAAACAUUUUCCAUGUGAUGAAGCUUCAGAGAACACAGAACGGACAGAUACUGUUGAGGUGUGGGGCAUGUGCAGAACAGUUUUCCUUUUGUGUAAAAGGUGACCAACAGCAUGUGAGAGAGAAGAUUUUCAUUACAGAUGUGGACACGAUCUCACAUGCAAACAGUCGCAAUUUCAAUGAGUCCCAGAAUCGUUUCACACGUGGGGAGGUUGGGCAGGGUGUCCUUUUCAAAUCAGGACAUAGCCACCUCAAGGCUACUCUCACCAGCGACAGUGCAAAUGCUAUCUCAGCACAAGAGAUGACUUUUCAAAAGAAAAAAAAUUACACCAAAGAAGAUAACAGCCACCUUUGUAGUCAUCAGAGAGUUCACAGUGGAGAAAAGCCUUAUAGAUGCAGUGACUGUGAGAAAGCUUUUACCACUAGCACUCAACUUCAUAGGCAUCAGAGAGUUCACAGUGGAGAAAAGCCUUAUAAAUGCAGUGCAUGUGGUAAGUCUUUUGCAAGGAGCAUUUAUCUUAAAUAUCAUCAGAGAGUUCACACAGGAGAAAAGCCUUAUAAAUGCAGUGACUGUGAGAAAGCUUUUACCACUAGCACUUACCUUCAUAGGCAUCAGAGAGUUCACACAGGAGAAAAGCCUUAUAAAUGCAGUGCAUGUGGUAAGUCUUUUGCAAUAAGCAUUCUUCUUCUAUAUCAUCAGAGAAUUCACACAGGAGAAAAGCCUUACAAAUGCAGUGAAUGUGGGAAGUCUUUUAUAAGGAACAUUUAUCUUAAAUAUCAUCAGAGAGUUCACACAGGAGAAAAGCCUUAUAAAUGUAGUGACUGUGAGAAAGCUUUUACCACUAGCACUUACCUUCAUAGGCAUCAGAGAAUUCACACUAGAGAAAAGCCUUAUCAAUGCAGAGAAUGUGAGAAGAGUUUUACAGGAACCAUUGAUCUCCAGCGUCAUCAGAGAGUUCACACAGGAGAAAAGCCUUAUAAAUGCAGGGAGUGUGGAAAAUGUUUUAAAACUAACACCAACCUUUGUAGCCAUCAGAUUGUUCACAGAGGAGAAAAGCCUUUUAAAUGCAGUGAAUGCGGGAAAUGUUUUAAAAGUAACAGCCACCUUUGUAGUCAUCAGAGAGUACACAGUGGAGAAAAGCCUUAUAAAUGCAGUGAUUGUGAGAAAGCUUUUACCACUAGCACUCACCUUCAUAGGCAUCAGAGAGUUCACAAAGGAGAAAAGCCUUAUAAAUGCAGUGCAUGUGGUAAGUCUUUUGCAAGGAGCAUUUAUCUUAAAUAUCAUCAGAGAGUUCACACAGGAGAAAAGCCUAAUAAAUGUAGAGAAUGUGGAAAAUGUUUUAGAACUAAUUCUGACCUUCAUAAACAUCAGAGAAUUCACACUGGAGAAAAGCCUUAUCAAUGCAGUGAAUGUGGUAAGUCUUUUGCAAGGAGCAUUUAUCUUAAAUAUCAUCAGAGAGUUCACACAGGAGAAAAGCCUUAUAAAUGCAGUGAAUGUGGAAAAUGUUUUAACACUAACAGCCACCUUUGUAGUCAUCAGAGAGUUCACAGUGGAGAAAAGCCUUAUAAAUGCAGUGACUGUGAGAAAGCUUUUACCACUAGUACUCACCUUCAUAGGCAUCAAAGAGUUCAUAUAGGAGAAAAGCCUUAUAAAUGCAGUGAAUGUGGAAAAUCUUUUACAACUAAUUCUCACCUUCUUAAAAAUCAGAGAAUUCACACUGGAGAAAAGCAUUAUAACUGCAGUGUGUGUGUGUCAUGUUUUAAAAGUAGGAAUGGUCUUCGAUAUCAUCAGAGAGUUCACAGUGAAGAAAGUUGUUAAUACAAAUAAGGUGAGGUAUCUCAACUUAAUUUGCAAAUUUGCUUUACACAAAAUACAAUUGUGAAAAAAUUGUUAUAUGUAUAGGAAAUGUAGUUUCUUCAUUAGGACUUAACAAUUGUAUAAGAAAAUAUGUGAAGUCACAUGCUGGAUUAUAUCUCAUAUAUUUAAUCACCUACAUUAUGCAACUUCCCCCAAAUGUUUUUGUUAUUGUGUUUGUCAGUAUUUAUGUUGGAACCAUAUGUAUCAAUGUUGUACUUUCCAACAUAGAGAGAUGUCUUGUCUGCUGUAUGUAGUUGCAUAUUUCUGUUGCUGAAGGUAUUUCAACUGAACCUCUUAUAAGGUACCUUCAGAUGGCCUCAUCACCAUCCUCAUGUGCCCAGGGAAGCUACCUAUGCUGUCUAAUUUGAUGAAGAAAAGUAGGAAUACCUGAGCCCUUAAUUUUUCCUUGUUUCCUUAUCUAAAAUAGCCACAUAAGAAUGAAUGCUGUUGGCUGCAGUGACUAUGAUGUGGCAGAACUGCCAUGUUGACGGACACACUUUCCAUAGAUACUAAUGAUGAUUUUAUUGAGGGCCUAAGGCAUGAAUGGUAGAACUGCCAGUCUCAUCUCUUUCUUUGCAAAAUAAUGAAGGCUUUUUCCUGGAUUAGGUGUUGUGUUGACUUUAUGGUUAGUUUACAAGGAGAUCUCGGCUCUCCAAGCACAAUGAUAUGAAAAACUUUUAUGGUGUCUCAAACAUUUUUUCCCUUGGGGUGAAGGCUAUGGUAUAGAAAUUAGUUCAGCAGUUUUUUGUCCAAUUUACCUUGCUGCCCAUAAAUUCCCAGGGAGUCUCUAAUCCUCAUGUGAAGAUGAAUGCUUUGAGACACAGAUCACCCCAAAGGUGGGGUAUAUAUGGCAACCUGAAGAAUUUCUGUGAGCAGCAUGAAUUGUUUUCUUGUUUUGAGGGAAUACUAACAUAUUUGAAGGGAAGCUUCUGCCCAAGUGUUGCAGAGGGCCAUGUGCCCCAAUGCCUUCAAUUCCAUGGGUGAUGGUCACUGGUUGGAGGACCAUAGCAGUGAGGGGAAACCCUUUCACUGUAGAAACACUGACCCAGUUCUUGUUGGAUGAAACUGUAGCCCAGUAGAUGGAAUGGUCCUCAUCUAAACCUACACCCAGAAAUUUUUUUGAUGAAAAGACUACAGGAGCUGUGUGUAUACACAUGAGGGACUGCAGGGUUGUGUAUCUUCUGUAGAGCAGUCAUUGUCAUUGAUUAUAACCAAGUGGUUUUGUGGCUUUCUGUAUCCUCUGAGAUGUUUCCAUCUGAGCCAUUGGUGCUCUGGCAGCAAAACUAAGAGGAAAAGAAAGGGUGUCAUUAGACCUGAGAUAUAGCUUUUUGUGACCCAGUAAGCAUUCCAGUGUGUUUGGGUGAAAGUUCUUCAUUGUUUGUUACAUUUUCUAUCACUGAGAUGAGAUCCUCAGCCAGAGGGUAUAAGUAUGUGAAUUGAAUAUAGAAUUG